GUCGAUUACUUUUCAGUAAUAAAAGACCUUUAACCUACUAAAAUCAUUGUCACAAUUUUCAUAGGUAGCUCGCAAAUUUGUAAAUACAGUAAGAUCCAAAAGGUCAGUAUAUCUGAGCAAUAGUAAUAUUCAUUUGUGAAAUCAUACUCGUGUAGAGAGGUGUAAAUACAUGAAUAUGAAAAUAAACUUGUUGAAAAGGCACGGAUAAAGGGUUGAUGUACAAUAUUGUAAGAAUCAACGCAUAAAAACAUCAGAGGGACAAAAUACAAUUCCCCAAAAGCAAUAUGGAAUCCAAAAUUGGUGCUGAUCAGGCACAAAAUUCUGUCUAUGACAAGGAAAUCGGCAAUAAUCUGAGUACCGAUGAAUCUUCAUUUCUGGGCAACAUUCUGCGCGAAAUCCUGUACAGUCCAAUGAACUUGGCCCUAUUGGCCAUAAUAUGUUUCUUGGUCUAUAAAAUUGUUCGUGAUCGCACCGAAGUUCCCUCUGUGGGUGUAGCAAAGCCAUCUGAGCCGGAGUUACCUAAAAUUCGCCGUGACUUCACCGUUAAGGAACUGCGCCAGUACGACGGAAAUCAGCCGGAUGGUCGCGUUUUGGUUGCCGUUAAUGGAAGUGUUUACGACGUUAGCAAGGGAAGACGUUUUUAUGGGCCAGGUGGACCAUACGCUACAUUCGCCGGAAGGGAUGCCUCCCGCAACUUGGCCACAUUCAGCGUGGUUUCGAAUGACAAGGAUGAUUACGACGACUUGAGCGACUUAAGUGCCGUGGAAAUGGACUCUGUGCGCGAAUGGGAAAUGCAAUUUAAGGAAAAAUAUGAGCUGGUUGGCAAGCUUUUGCGUAAAGGCGAGGAACCGACCAAUUAUGACGAGGAUGAAGACGAUGAAAAUGUCAACAAUGAUGAUGCAGAACAAACAAACAGCUUGCGUAAACAUCUACCCAAGUCGAAAACUGAGACUGAUGACAAGAAUCAAGAGAGUCACAUUUUGCAAGGCAACAAUGCAACCAAAACCAACGCACAAGAUGAACCAAUUUCUACCGACUGUUAGCGAAUUCAGGUUUUUGUUUGGCUUUUGGAUGUGGCUGUAAUAGUUUAUUUUCGGUUAGAAACACAAAAAAAAACUAAAUAGCAUUUCCGACUCGUUUAAUGCUGCCUCUACUCCUUUAACUGAAACUGAGAACAAGACCUAAUUGGAAAACAUUUAAAGAAAACACCCUAAUUUGAGCCAUACAAAACAAGGCAUUGAAUUCAUCAUGAACAUUUAACAAGAAUUUAAAAGGUUAUACAAAGGUUUUUUUUAAUGUUAUUCUUAGAGUGCAGCCUUGACAAAAGCUAUAGUUGUUACUAUCUAUUUCACGUUGUGAUGUGAUCUUGUUCCAUAUAUUAUAGUAGUACAUUCAUACACA
Messenger RNA from Drosophila suzukii, 1401 nucleotides. Lineage: Eukaryota; Metazoa; Arthropoda; Insecta; Diptera; Drosophilidae. The record is from RefSeq and is a predicted model, not a curated record.